CACACACACUUAUGCACACACACACACACACAGACACAGACACACAGAGAGCAGAUCAGAUAGUACCAUCUGAGACCCAGCUGGGUAGCCUUGUCCUCGUCUGCAUGGGCACUUUCAAGCGAGCGUUGUUGGAUAUUAUUUAUUCCCUGGUUGAAUUUUGACUGGAGCGUAUGCAGCUCACUCCUUCCCACACGAUUCAGCAAGGAAAUACUAAGCAUGCGCACGACACAGAAGGAACUGUUGUAGAACUGCAGAACUACCCUAAGGAUGUCUGACCCCGCCAUCUCUCCAUCCCAGAUGCCUGAGGUCCCGCCCCUUCCCGAUCCCACCAAUGACGAGACAGAGAAAGAGGAAGAGAAACCAGAGGAAGAGAAACCAGAGGCGGGGCUACACUUCCGCUCGGCCCCUGGAGCAGGCCUCGUAUUGGCUGGAAUACUGGUGCUGGUGGGAGUGGGCGUGGCCACUGCUGGGUACUGGCCUCCCCGCGCCCCGCGCCAAAAUCCACCCCGGCCCAGGGAACGGCUCAAGCUGAUUGGACCCAUCAUCUUGGCCGUGGGGCUCUUCAUUUUGAUCUGCGCCAGCACUCUCCUGUACGAGAACCGCGACCGCCAGCGCUUGGGGGACCACGGCGGGAAAAAGAAGCGGAAGAAAAGGCGCCGGCACAAGAGGAAGCCUCCUAGCGAGUGUGCAGAGGGCCCGGAGCAGGUGUCGGUCGGCCUCCCCCCAGACACGGCCACACACACCCUUACUGACUCUGAACUCAACAUCCACUGCGUGACGGAAACGUCUGUGUCUGUGGCACAGAUGAAUGGGAGACAGGACUCUCCGGACCCCUCACCUGGGCCCUCCCACCUGAACUUAACGUGUGAGAGGCCCCUCCCACCACCACUGACCCCACCAAUCAUAAAGCUGAACAACCGGAUCAUUGACCCUUAUGCCCUGGAGCCCCCGCCCCUUCCUCAGCGCACCUAUAAACUCAAGAAAGGAGGGGCUGAAUCUAGUGCUGAGGACCAAUAAGAACAGCUGUGCGUAUGUGUCUGUGUGUUUUAAGUGUGUGUAUGUUUGUGUAGUUUGUACAUUAAAAUUAAUUGAAUUUUAAAUAAGAACUGUCAUUGGUAUCUAAUUUACAAUUAGCUGUUUUUUUGUCAAUCUUUUGAUAGGAUCAUCUCCAUCUCUGAUUGUUUAUAUAAAAGGGUAAAUAUUGCUUCUCUGUUACUCAAACAAUAUGACCCUUACCACAAUGUUACCAAUCCCUAACACUAAGUCUCACAUUCCCUGAAAAUAACUACUCUUUGUUGGCUCAGAGGCCUUGGCCUAUCUUCAGGGGACUUUUAUUAAA
Molecule: messenger RNA, 1339 nt
Organism: Sardina pilchardus (European sardine)
Lineage: Eukaryota; Metazoa; Chordata; Actinopteri; Clupeiformes; Clupeidae
Exons: 2
Coding region: 268-1017 (249 amino acids)
Source: RefSeq, a predicted model, not a curated record